ACCAAAUUAUUAAUUAUAUUAAACCCCAAAACAGAAAAAUUAAUACAAAUAAGCGGCGACUUGCAACCGAGAUACCUCUAUUAGUAAAUCAAAAAACAUUAUUUCUCUUUAUAAAUCCACCAAAUAUAUUUCAUCAAUUUAUUCAUCUUCUAAUCUCUAAUUUUCCCUCUCUAAAUUGAUCGAUAUUUUUCUUUUUUAAUUUCUAGUAAUCGAAUAUAAAUCUUUGUGGAAUAAAUUGAAGAUGAAGGGCUAUUGACUAACAACAUUUAUGCAUGUCUUUGAUAUUCAGACAUCUAGAUUCUCCAAGCCCGAUCAUUUUGCGAGUGAAGAUUGUUACAUGUGGUACGUAUAACACAAAGUUUUUUAUGAACAACAAAUUAAAUGGCAAAUUGCUUGAUGAAAAAAGUGAGUUAAACUUAGCAAUGUGCUGGUUGCUUCUUGGGAUGUGGCCAUUGCUAAAAAGAAGGGCAAGUUUUCGAGUUCGACAAGCCGGAGGAGCUUCAUACAGUGGUAGCUAACGAAGAUUAUAUAACUUAGAAAGUGUUGCAAUAUAUUGGUCAGUUCAAUUUUGUUUUAAGAAAUCAUAACUUUUAUAAUACGACUAAUCUUGGCUGAUGGAAACUGUUGCCUUAAGGCAAUUGCUUAAAAAUCUCUGCAUUAGUUCUCAAUGGAGCUAUGCUGUGUUUUGGAAGCUUCAACAAGUAGAAAACUACAAGGUAUUGACCUGUGAAGAUGUGUAUUGCGACUCCGAUAGGUCGUUACAGCAACCAUGUCUAUCAAGCAAUCCUAAUAACUCAUCAAGUCAAGAAGACAUACAAAGUUUUGGAUAUGAAGCAAUAAACAUUUGUGAUGGUGUACAAUCCUUGGGAGUAGGAUAUCCUAUUGAAUUUGCAGUUGCUGAUAUGUCAUGUUGUCAAUAUUUGCUAGGAGAGGGGAUGGUGGGAAGAGUGGCAUUCGCAGAGAGUGAUUUCUGGAUCUAUUCAGAUGACAUUCAAUCAAUUCAGCUCAAUUCCAACUUAGGGGCCGGGCAGUACUCUGAUGAUUGGCUUCUUCCCAUUGCAGCAGGAAUAAAGACAACUUUACUAGCACCUUUGUUACCAUAUGGAGUUUUGCAAUUGGGCUCAUUUGAAAAGGUUGAUGAAAAUCUAGCCGUAUGUGCUGAUAUUAGAGAUAGAUUCUUCACUCAUACCUACAUGACAAACAUCGCGUUGCCUAGUUAUGCUGAUGAUCUUCUUCUUUGUUCGUCGAUUCUGAUGGCUGAACCAGAAAACAACGAUGAAUCAUCUUUCACUUACAACAACCUGCAAAGUAUGGAAUAUGAGGAUAUUAAUAUAAUUCAUGAUGCAGAAUUCAUAGAAAACGAUUUCCCAGCCACUUAUGAUCAACUUGUUCCUUUAAUGGAGGAUAAUUUUCUCGAGCUUGAGGAAAUUUCCUGUAUUAUUGAUGAUCAGAACAUGAUUUAUCCAUACUUGAAUACCAAUAUUGAACCAAUUACAAGCGAACUUCUUAGCACUGAUACACCAUAUGCAACAACAAUGUGGAUGUUUUCUUGCCAUGAAGAAGAUUUUAAUGAUGCUAGAGUAUCUGAAGACUUGUCUGGUGGAAUAUGUUCUGAUUCUGUCCACAAACAAGUGAGAUGUCCGUCUGCAGUUGGAUUCAGAGUAGAUCAUACUGACUGCAGAAAUCUCGACAAUUUCCUAAGAGAUUGUGUGCUACCAGAAGAGGCAGCAGAAAUGUGGAUGUUUCCUAGACAUGAAGAAGAAUUUGAUGAUGCUAGAGUCUCAGCAAAAACAUGUGUUCAGAGAUGUUCUGAUUCCGUUCUCAGAGAAUUAGAAUUUUCUCUGACAGUAGAAUCCGGAGUAGGCCUCAGUAGCAGCAGAAAUCUCAGCGUUUUUCCUAGAGACUGUGAACUACAAGCAGCGAUUCUUCAGCCAGAUUUUAUAAUGUAUGAUGAGUACGAUUAUAGGCACUCAGAAUGCACAAACAAGGAAAAUGUGUACUCUCAGGAAGGAUUUUGUUUUUCAGCAGUGGAAUCGUGUGGACUAGUUGAUGAACGUGGUAAACAAGAACAUCUGUUGGCAGAUGUGGUUGCUACUUCAGUUAAUAAUUCCUAUGACAGUACUAGUUUUAAUCGCUGUGAAACUAGUAAAUCAUCUGUAACCUCAUUGGCAGAGACGACUCCUGAUACCAUCUCAGUACCAGAAGAGUGCAACACUAUGUCAGACAACCAAACCAUGUUUGGUAUGACUUCAGCCCCCUCAUUGGAGAGCUUAGAAAGUGCAGCAGUUGCAGAUAAGCAACAACUCGAACGUGCUUCUAAGUUGCUUGACGAUAAGAAUCUCAAGAAGCCCAAACACAGCAGGGGCAAGAAGGAGAAACCAAAGAGUAAUGAUAGACCGAGGCCAAGAGAUAGACAACUUAUUCAAGAUCGACUCAAGGUGUUGCGCAAAUUAGUCCCAGAUGGUACAAAUAGUAGCAUUGAUGGACUGCUAGACCAAACUGCAAAGCAUAUGAUGUUCUUAAAAAGCGUGACAGAACGAGCAGAGAAAAUGAAACAAUUCAUAAGUCAAGAGGAUAAUGUUUCUUUAGAAGGUGGAAAUGACUUCAAAGCAUGCCCUAUUAUUGUAAAAGAUUUGGAACAUCCUAGUCAGUUUCAGAUACAGAUGAUCUGCAAUGAUGAAGGAGCCUUCUUUGAGAUAGCAGAAGUAAUGCACAAAUUAAAACUGACCAUCUUGAAAGGGGCUAUGGAAAAUCGUCGUAACAAAUGGGCAAGCUUCAUAGUUGAAGCUUCAAAGGGGUUUAACAAAUUGGACAUAUUCUGGCCUCUAAUGCGAAUAAUACAGCAAAAUGGUAACUGGAUGACAGACCAACUGUGUCCUUAAAUAUGUAUUCCUUUUCGGCGUUGGCUAAGAAUUGAAGUGGCAAUGAAGGAGAACAUGAUAGAAUGAUAUCUAUGUUUUUUACAAGAACUCAAACUUCGUGAUCAACAGUGAAAGAAAGCUGUUAUUAUGUACAAUAAGUUAAUAAGUUUGUAUCUACCAAGCUAUGUUUUGAGGUCUUAAUACAACAUUAUUUUCACUCAGCUUCA
Molecule: messenger RNA, 3088 nt
Organism: Chenopodium quinoa (quinoa)
Lineage: Eukaryota; Viridiplantae; Streptophyta; Magnoliopsida; Caryophyllales; Amaranthaceae
Product: transcription factor LHW-like
Exons: 11
Coding region: 615-2882 (755 amino acids)
Biological process (GO): regulation of DNA-templated transcription
Molecular function (GO): protein dimerization activity; DNA-binding transcription factor activity
Source: RefSeq, a predicted model, not a curated record